Messenger RNA from Magallana angulata, 618 nucleotides. RefSeq names its product 3'-5' ssDNA/RNA exonuclease TatD-like. The coding region runs from base 1 to 618 and encodes 205 amino acids. NCBI's taxonomy places the organism in Eukaryota, Metazoa, Mollusca, Bivalvia, Ostreida, Ostreidae. The record is from RefSeq and is a predicted model, not a curated record. The transcript has a single exon. Gene Ontology annotation, molecular function: hydrolase activity, acting on ester bonds.
AUGGAGGAGGCCCGCACCCCAAUGAGGUUAGAGAGUGGGUUGGUGAUUGCGAAGGAGAUCCACCCAAAAGAGGCAUAUCGAGCAACAAGGGCUGAUGUGGCAGCUACCAUGAGUAUGUGCAAUAGUAAAGGCUGGGCUGUUGGAGAGAUAGGCCUGGAUUACUCUACCAAAGAACAUCACACCCAGCUAAAGUUCAUCCUUGCGGAAUUUUUCCGCAGAGUUGACCCAUCCUUCAAUAUGGUGUUGCAUCUGAGAGGUGCAGAUGAGGACAGCUGCAGUCGAGUUUCCACCCAGGACUGCAUAACCCUUUUAGAUGGGUUGGGCGUGUCUAUCCAGGCACCUAUCUAUCUGCACUGCUUCUUAGGGGGCCCAGCACAGAUCAAACUCUGGAUAGAUACCGGGAGGCCGGUGUACUUUGGGGUGAGCGGAAGGGUCCGCAGCAUGUUGGAUACCCAACAGGAAGGCGUAAAAGCUAUCCCACAAGAUCGGAUACUGGUGGAGACAGAUAGUCCGUACCUGCCAUGUGGGGUUGGCCGUCCAAUGACGCCAAAACAUAUUGGAAAGGUGUACCAAUUGGUGGCAACUAUACGCGGAGAAUCUGCGGAAAACCUUGCAUAG